AUGCGCUCCUUCCAGCACGAAAGCAAGCCGGCACGCGUUAUCUUUGGCAAUGGCACGCUGCAAAGCAAGUUGAAGCAAGAGGUGCAGCAUUUGGGCGUGCGCCAUGCGCUCGUGCUCAGUACCCCCUUCCAAACCAACCUGGCAGAAGAAGCAGCCAAGCUGCUCGGCGAGGGCGACAGCCCCAUCCAGGUGUCCAUCUUCACCAAGGCUACCAUGCACACGCCCGUUGAGGUGACGGAAGAGGCCAUGCAGGCCAUGGGCGAUGCCGAUUGUCUGAUCGCGCUCGGUGGUGGAUCGACCACGGGUCUGUCCAAGGCCAUUGCUCUGCGCCGUCCUGGUCUUCCGCAGAUUGUGGUACCGACCACCUAUGCUGGUUCCGAGGCGACGUCUGUCGUUGGACAGACAGAGAACCGCAAGAAGACGACGGUCAAGAGCAAGGACAUCCUGCCCGGUACCAUUGUGUACGAUGUCGGCCUGACGCUGACCUUGCCUGCUACCAUGACGUGCACGUCGGGUCUGAACGCGAUUGCACACGCCGUCGAAGGCCUCUAUGCCACGGAUGCUACGCCCAUUACCGACAUGUUUGCCGUGCGCGGUAUCCGUUCCAUGCUGACCGCUCUCGAGACGCUGCAAAAGACCAGCCAGGACGACAGCUCGGCGAUCCUCGAUGCGCGUGCCGAUGCACUCGAAGCCAGCUGGCUCUGCGGCACUGUCCUGGGUGCCGUCCACAUGGGUCUGCAUCACAAGCUGUGCCACACGCUCGGCGGUAUGCUCAACACGCCUCACGCCGAGACGCACGCCAUCCUGUUGCCCUUCACGCUGCUCUACAACUACGCCAGCCUGACGCCCGCGCAGAAGGCCUGGUUUGGCCAAGCAUUCGACACCCAAGACGGCCUCGCGAUCGCCCAGCGUCUGCGUGCCACGCUGACCAACCAGACCGGCGUGCCGCUCUCGCUGAAAGAGGUCGGUGUGACCGAGGAGGACCUGCCCAAGGUCGCGGCUCAGGCGGCGUCCGCGCCUUACCCCAACCCCCGCGCCUUGGUCGAGGACAGGCUGCUGUUCCUGUUGCGCUCGGCCUGGCAGGGCACUCUGGACGGCUCGAUUCAGGAGUGA
This is a messenger RNA of Sporisorium graminicola, 1113 nucleotides long. RefSeq lists its product as uncharacterized. Gene Ontology annotation, molecular function: alcohol dehydrogenase (NAD+) activity; metal ion binding; maleylacetate reductase activity. Lineage: Eukaryota; Fungi; Basidiomycota; Ustilaginomycetes; Ustilaginales; Ustilaginaceae. The record is from RefSeq and is a predicted model, not a curated record. Bases 1 to 1113 code for a protein of 370 amino acids. The transcript has 2 exons.